Ziziphus jujuba (common jujube) is the source of this 1991-nucleotide messenger RNA. Its product is annotated as GDSL esterase/lipase APG-like. Gene Ontology annotation, molecular function: hydrolase activity, acting on ester bonds. The transcript is spliced from 6 exons. The coding region runs from base 620 to 1690 and encodes 356 amino acids. Lineage: Eukaryota; Viridiplantae; Streptophyta; Magnoliopsida; Rosales; Rhamnaceae. The record is from RefSeq and is a predicted model, not a curated record. Gene Ontology annotation, cellular component: apoplast.
GUCCUCUAUUUUCAAAAGAAAAAUGCAGAUGAAAAAAUAGUAGAUGAAGGUGGGAUUGGGAACAGCUUCCCCAUUCCAUUUAUUUGGAGAUGGAGACAAAAGACGACGGAUUAAUGGUCGUCAUGGCACAUAGACCCCAUCUCUCUUGCUAUUAAAUUAGUCCACCGAUACUAUAUAUUUGUUCUAUAUAACACCAGUCGCUACAAGUCAGCUACUUCUGCAACCACCAAAAUAACUCCAUCACAUGCAGCUCCCAUUUGCUCUGGCACAUAAUGCUACCACCUGUGUAUUAAUGACUCUCAACUACCAAGUCCCCUCUCAUUCAAAAAACAGAGAACAGCUUCAUUGUGGUUCUGAGUCUUUCAGGUGUAUGUAGAAAGGAAAAGAACUUCUCUAGCAAAAUUUUUGAAAUUUAUAGAAUUUUCUUACCCACAUGCAAGAUUUUUUUUAUUUAUUUUUUUUUCUUUUGUUUUAAAUGCUGGCAAACUAAUUUAAGAACCCCCAUUAAUAUCCACAACUCCCAACUCCUCCUUCAAGAGCACCACCACUAAGGUCAAUCUUAGUACCGCUAUAAGGUCUAAUUCAAAGUUCAAAGCCUCAAACAGCGUUGUUAGUGGAAAUGGAUAUCUGCAAUAUGAGAGGAGCUUUGAUUUUGGUGUUUGUAUGUGCACUUGUGAAUGGAGGCAAUGCGCAGGAAUCAACUACUCUAGUUCCGGCCAUCAUUACUUUUGGUGACUCUGCUGUAGAUGUUGGGAACAAUGACUACCUUCCCACCAUUUUCAAGGCUAAUUACCCUCCUUAUGGAAGGGACUUCAUCAAUCAUCAACCUACUGGGAGGUUUUGCAAUGGUAAACUAGCUACUGACAUCACGGCUGAAACUUUGGGCUUCAAGACUUAUGCGCCGGCAUAUCUUAGUCCACAGGCAUCAGGUAAAAACCUACUUAUUGGAGCCAACUUUGCUUCAGCUGCAUCUGGUUAUGAUGAGAAAGCGGCAAUCUUGAACCAUGCAAUUCCGUUGUCCCAGCAGCUAGAAUAUUUCAAGGAAUACCAGACAAAGCUGGUCAAGGUAGCUGGUGCUAAGAAAGCAGCAUCCAUUAUCAAGGAUGCAAUAUACAUAUUGAGUGCUGGUAGUAGUGACCUUCUUCAGAACUACUAUGUCAAUCCUCUGCUUAACAAAGUCUACACGUUUGACCAGUAUUCCUCCUACCUUCUUGGUUCACUCACAAGUUUUAUUAAGGAGUGGUAUAGGUUGGGAGGCAGGAAAAUUGGGGUGACUUCACUCCCUCCAUUGGGUUGCCUUCCAGCUGCAAGAACCUUGUUUGGUUUUCAUGAGAGUGGAUGCAUCUCUAGGAUCAACACCGAUGCCCAAGGAUUUAAUAAGAGGAUCAGCUCUGCUGCAACAAGUCUUCAAAAGCAAUACCCUGAUCUUAGAGUUGUUAUCUUUGACAUUUUCAAGCCUCUUUAUGAUGUUGUUAAGUCUCCAUCCCAAUAUGGAUUUACUGAAGCAACAAGAGGUUGCUGUGGUACAGGGACUGUAGAGACAACAUCAUUCUUAUGCAAUUCCAAAUCAAUAGGAACUUGUCCAAAUGCGACUCAGUACGUAUUUUGGGACAGUGUGCAUCCAUCUCAAGCAGCUAAUCAGGUUCUUGCCGAUGCACUGAUUGUCCAAGGCAUAGCUCUCAUUGGAUGAUGAUGAUGAUGAUAUACAGUUUUUUUUUUUUUUUUUUUUGGGGGUCAGACGGUCCAAGACCUUGCUACUAUUUACUUGUCAUAAUAAUCAUGUGGUUCAUAAAAUUUGUUCUGUUUGAAGAUAUGGGUGAGCUUCCUUUGAUUAAAGGGUUUAGAAAUACUGGUUAAGUUUAUUAAUUAUCAGAAUGCUUUGGUAUAAUUUGUGUAGAAAGAUGUUUAUUAUUUAAGCAACAAAUAUGUAAAAGUCAAAAUGAAAUUUUCGAUUGGCAUUAACUUUGUAAUGAAAAUGAAAGUUGUGAGAA